AAGUCGUCAUUCAAACAGGGCGAUAUAAAGUUGAAGAGAUCUCGACUUCUUGUUAUAGCAUCGAAAAAGGCUGGAGACGUCCCUGCGGAUACUUUUUCGCUGAGUCGGCGUGUGUUUGAAGAGGAACUGCUGCUGCUGCUGUCCUAUUCAUGCGACUCGCAAAAUGACUUUAGUCGUUUCCGCGCACACAGUCAUCACUGCUUGUGUGAUCUGUGCUAUACGUCUUGGCAGUGGAGUAAACAGUGAAUCAGGUACAAGCCCUUCGAUCGGAUUUGAGAACCUCCCUGCCGGAUUCAGCCGGCCCCAGGAGCAGCUUAACAUCCAUGGUUCUAUUCCGAAAUGGCUGAGUGGUUCGUUUUACAGCAAUGGCCCAGGGUAUUGGAAAGAAGGUGAUCAUUGGUUCGUUGGCCAGUCCUUUCUCAAGGUGUUUACUUUCUCCAACGGGGUAGUAUCUUUCAUGGCACGCUUCACCAACACAUCUGAGUUCCAUCGAGUCCCGCAACCUACGGCCGAGCCCAUUAAGCAGUCGGCUGAUGGAGCAUCGCUGGCUACUAGCAUGCCGCAGUCUGUGAACACCCAGAUUGGCGUGCUUCGCAUUGAUGAUAGCCUGGUAUUAACUACUACGUAUACAUCAGUGAGUGAAGUGUGCCCAGUGACCGGAGAGACUUUGCAAGCACAAUUCCUCUUUGAUGACGACAUCCCUAACACCCUCCCCUGCGCAUCCAUUCACCAAGUUGAUGCCAGUGGAAACAUCUACAAUUUCCACUACGUACUCGGAGAGAUGCCAGGCUACCAACUGUACCGCAUUGCUAAAAGCACGAGGAAGAGAGUAGCGCUCGGUCCGGUGCUACCAAGUCGUUCUGAUGCACAGUCACCAUUCUUUGUCAACAGCUUUGGUCUAACAGAGAAUUACAUUGUAGUUCCUGAGACUCCAAGCCUAGUUGAUGCGGACUUUUCAGGGACAUUCUUGAAGGAUCUUGGUACGCGCUGGUAUGUACUUAAUGGCACAACUGGCGGGCUAGUGAAAACAUUUGAUAGUCCUGCAUUCUUCUGCUUCCACGUACUAAAUGCCUAUGAAGAUGAGGAUGCUCAGGGCAAUGCUGAAAUUGUGAUCGAUCUCCCUACCUACCCUGACAUCGACAUUCUGCUUGCCCUGAAGAUUGACUUGUUGCGUGGCGACAGUCCAGACGCAAUGAAUGCUGUCAGUGAUAGUGAAACACAUCGCUAUAGGCUCUCUCUUAGCAGCACACGAACAUCUGACGCUGCGCAAACCCAGGUCUAUGGGCAAGUGCUGAGCAAGCCAACUAUCGAAAUACCCACCAUAGAUUACGAGCGUUUCAACAGCCGCAAGUAUCGUUUCGCCUAUGGAUUAUCCAGUACUGAUGGCCAGUCUAUCUUCCUGGACAAGAUUGUCAAAUUGGACAUGGGCGCAGCUAACCUACAAGAGAAUGGCGCUAGGUCUGUGGUAUGGUCGGGUACGAAUCUCUACCCGAGUGAGCCCAUGUUUGUUCCCAGGACAUCAGACGGUGAUGAGGAUGACGGCGUUUUGCUAAGUAUAGUACUGGAUGCUGCAGCCAAGCACUCUUUCCUCCUCGUACUAGAUGCACCAUCAUUCGCUGAGCUUGCACGCGUCCCCAUUGACUUCGCAAUUCCAAUCGGAUUUCAUGCUAGAUUCUUCCGGAGCGGAACAUUCAAACCACUGUCCAUCAAAUCUGAUCCCAAAACAAUGCCGAAUCAUGUAGAACUUUGCUUCGAACAAUAUUGGUUCUCUCUCGGCACGCAAGGUUCUAGUAUCGUUACCACCAGUCCUGCGCGCAUGGUCUGGGGCACUAUGGACAGGCUUUGUUCGUUUUACUCUGCACGGACUGUGGCAGGCAUACUUCUCAUAUUGCUCUUGUCUAUAGAAGAGUACGGCAUAGAGGCUUCUCAGCUGUCGCCUAAUGCCGCCAGCCCGGCAAUAGGCUUUCAAAACCUACCAGACAACUUCACGGAGACCAAGGAAAACCUGAAGGUACGUGGCUCCCUUCCAAAUUGGAUCAAUGGCUCGUUCUACAGCAACGGUGGUGGCUGGUGGAACACUGAACUGUUUCACUGGUUUUUGGGUCUUUCAGUGGUCAAAGUAUUUACUAUUUCCAAUGGCAGCGUGGCAAUGCAUGCACGCUUUCUCAAUUCAUCCGUAUUUCGUCAGUUUGUUCAUAUCAAUCACUCUCACGGGUUAGAUUCAGAUCGAGUCGGGCACCAUCGCCCCCACCAGCGCUCUUCCAUUGAUCCAGAGCGACAGAGAGUGCAGCAUAACAUUGUGCAGUCGAUAAACACUGCAAGUGGAGUGACAAGAGUUGGUAGAAACCUAUUGCUCAUGGGCUCCAGUACUUCACUGAAUGAAAUAUCACCAGCAACGGGCGACACCUUACAAGCACCGUUCAUGUUCGAAGACAGCCUGCCAGCAGCGCUGGACAGUCCAUCUCACUGGCAGAGAGACCCCGACGGGAAUAUUGUACACUAUUACUUUGUGGACGGUGACACCCCUGGCUAUCAAUUUUACCAUAUACCCAGCGAGACGGGCAAGAGAAGUCUUCUUGGGCCGGUGCUGAGAAGUCGAUCAGAGGCAAAGACACCAUUCUUUACUGACAGCUUCGGCUUAACCGACAAGUACAUCCUUGUCGCCGAGCAGCCUGCCCUCAUCUAUCAGAAUUUCUCCGGCAGGUUUCUGAAAGAUCUCGGUACUCGCUGGCAUGUGCUUAGCCGUACAAGUGGCGAGGAAUUGACCAUUUUCGACAGUCCGGCAUUUUUCUUCUUUCAUUUCAUCAACGCUUAUGAAGACACAGACGAUGAAGGCCACACCAUGAUUGUUGUUGAUAUUCAGACCUAUCCAAAUAUGGACGUGCAAUCAGCUAUGGACAUUAGGCAAUUACGAAACGAUAGCCGCGCCGUGAUGCAUGCCUUUAGCCAAGGUGCACCCCAUCGUUACAGACUGCCACUGUCGCAAGCUAGAGGAACGGUGGUGAAAGGCGAGCGACUAUCCGAGCAUUCCAUUGAAGUUCCCACGAUAUCAUAUGACUUGUUCAAUACUCGCAAGUACCGCUAUGUCUACGGUAUUUCGGGAACAGAGGAGAAGUCUGUAUGGUUUGAUAGGCUGAUAAAACUCGACCUGAAUACACCGAAUCCCCAUGGUGAAGGUUGCUUGUCCGUGCACUGGACGGGGAAGGACCUGUAUCCAGCUGAACCAGUAUUCGUUCCCCGAAGUUCGAAAGGUGCAGAGGACGACGGCGUGGUGCUCAGUAUCGUGCUCGAUGCUGCUGCUAAGCACUCUUUUCUUUUGGUGCUGGAUGCUUCUAAGUUUAUAGAAAUUGCUAGCGUUCCCCUGAAAUUUGUAAUUCCGCAUGGUUUUCACGGCAGAUUUUUCCACAAUGCCACAUUUCCUGCAAUGAGUAGUUCCAGCUCAGAACCCUAGGCUCUAGCUGAUCAUAAAGGUUGUUUCCAACCAUAAACACCUGGGAAUAAUGCUUGAUGAUCGUCUCUCUUGGUCUUACCAUAUUGAUGUUCUUUGCAGCCGUUCAAGCUCUGCCCUAGGUGUUAUACGUCCCCAUUGUUUCCAUCUUCCUGUCAAAUGCAAAAUUUUGUUUUACAAACUCAGUACAUCCUCAGACCUGCCUCUUUUCAUCUACGCUACUGUUAGCUGGUGUGGCUUGUGCUCGGUUCUCGCUGAGCGUCUCGAAAUCCACCAUAGAACACUUCUUCGUAUCCUGUUUAGUCUACCCCCUCUCUACUCUUCUGCUUCCCUGUAUGUCCUUGCAAAUGCUUGCCCACUGUCGACCCACCGUCAAAAAUUAAGUUGCACUUUUGCUCACAAAUUUAAACUAGCUCUACAUCCUCCUCAUCUUAGCGUGUAUAACUGGUUCCGAAUCAGAGAUGGCUCCCAGACAAGAUGCUCUGUUGCCCUCCCCUUGGCUAAAACGUCCUCCCUUGUACACUCUCCACUCUUUGUUGCCUACUCUGCUUGGCUUGCGCUGCCCGCUACUACGCGCAAUGCCAGUACCCUGGACGCAUUUAAAUCUGCUCACUAGAUUCGCCAUCACCUGUCCCUCCCAUGCUUCUCCGUCUUGACCAUUACUUUUCUUCUUUUCUUCUUUUCACCAUGGUUGGUUAACACCCACAUCUCCCGUACUGGCUGAUUUUCUUUUCAUGCCAUGAGGUGUUGUCUAUAAUAAUAAUAAUAAUAAUAAUAGAAAUAAUAAUAAUAAUAAUAAUCUUCCAACAAUACAUACAUUACAUGACUGUAAAUAACUGUGCAGACUCAUGUACAAACAUACAUGAGUAUGUACAAUGUAGUACUGAAAUAUACCAUGCAUGGUUUGUGUUGAAGCUUCCUACUGUGAACGAACGGGUUGCUUUUUUUAUUUCAUCUGCCAUGUCUUUUGUUUCGGCUCUUGAUAUUAUGAUACUGUUCGUCUCAGAUAUUGAAGAAAGUGUUUGUCUCGAUACCGUA
Messenger RNA from Sycon ciliatum, 4486 nucleotides. RefSeq lists its product as uncharacterized. Lineage: Eukaryota; Metazoa; Porifera; Calcarea; Leucosolenida; Sycettidae. The transcript is spliced from 2 exons. The record is from RefSeq and is a predicted model, not a curated record. Gene Ontology annotation, molecular function: carotenoid dioxygenase activity. The coding region runs from base 164 to 3451 and encodes 1095 amino acids. Gene Ontology annotation, biological process: carotene catabolic process.